AUGAAGUGCUUUGCCUGGAAUGUACGAGGCCUGAAUGGCGAUACCAGGAAAUUAACGGUUAAAAGAUGGUUUUUGGCGAAUCGACCUCUUAUUGGAGGACUUUUGGAAACACAUUUGCAGCAGGAAAAUUUGGCCUUCUCAAUCAGUCAUCUCUUUCCCGGUUGGAGGUACGAUAGUAAUCACUCCCCGGAAGCGGAAAACGGGCUGAUUGUAGUGGUUUGGGAUCCUAUUCUCUCAGUUGUCACGUAUCUGAAGACCCCUAAGAUUAUUCUGAUUGGAGUUUUUAACCCUGUUUCGAAUCAAUCCUUCACCAUUGCUUUCAUAUAUGCAAAAAAUACAAGAGAGGAAAGAGUUAUAUUAUGGGAUCUGCUAAGGGAGUUGUCAGCUUCCUCUCUAGUUUCGUCUUCUCCUUGGUUGGCGAUGGGGGAUUUUAAUCAAAUUCUCUCUAUCUCUGAAGCUUAUUCGUUGGUCCCUGUUAAUUUAUCCUUGGAAGGAAUGAUGGAAUUUCAGGAUUGUCUUGAAUCAUGCCAUCUUUUUGAUCUGUCUUCCAGGGGGUGUUUCUACACUUGGGAUAACAAAUCUCUAACCAACCCUAAGGCUAGGAAAUUGGAUAGGGCCUUAAUCAAUGAGGCCUGGCAGGAUGAGUUCCCCAACUCUAAUGCCCUCUUCGAUGCCCCAGGAAGUUCCGAUCACUCUCCCUGCCUGGUAUCUCUUUCUUCUGAAGUAUUGAGAAGAAAGUCUAGAUUCAACUUUUUUGUGUUCUUUACUCUUCAUCCAGAAUAUCGAAGGUUAAUGGAUGAAGCUUGGAGUUCAGUAGACAUUUCUGGAGGUUCCAUGUUUAUGCUUUACAAGAGGCUUCGAGAAACUAAGCUCUGUUGCAAAGGUUUAAACCGUUCUGAGUUUAGCAAUAUUCAAGCAAGAUCACAAGAAGCUUUCGAUAAGUUGGAAGCUAUUCAAAGAGAACUUCUUACGGAGCCUUCUCAGGGUUUAUUUCAGCAGGAAGCAGAAGCUAGAAAGACUUGGGUUUUAUUUUCCGCUGCCGAGGAAUCUUUUUUCAAGCAAAAGUCAAGAGUAAGAUGGCUUAAAGAAGGAGACUCCAAUACGGGGUACUUUCACAGAUCUGUCAAGGCAAAUCUAUCCAGGAACAUUAUUCAUCACUUGAGGGAUAGUAAUGGAGUGAAGGUUUCAAAUACGGACCAGUUAAAAUCAAUGGCUGUGGAUUAUUUUCGGAAUCUUUUGGGAUCCCCAAAUACAGCGGUUCAGCCCUUCUCGAUAGAACAGAUUCAGGAGCUUCAUCCGUUUCAAUGCGGAGAAGAAAUGACUCAGCUGUUAUCCGCCAUUCCUACUUCUGAGGAGAUUAUAAAGGCUUUGUUUAGCCUCCCAAAAAAUAAGGCCCCGGGACCUGAUGGUUUUACGAUGGAGUUCUUUACCUCCUCUUGGGAGCUGGUGGGUAAUGAUCUGGUCGCGGCUGUCAAAACCUUCUUUACGGACUCCGUUAUGCUUAGGCAAGUUAAUUCUACAGUCAUUUCCCUGAUACCGAAAGUUCCGGGGGCUGAUACUCUGAGUAGCUUCAGACCUAUAUCUCUGUGUAAUACGGUCUACAAAGUGAUAUCUCGCAUCCUUUCGUCGAGACUGAAGAUCUUGACUCCGGAGGUUGUUCAAAGGAAUCAAGUGGGUUUCGUUAAUGGAAGACUUCUUUGUGAGAAUGUGCUUCUAGCUUCAGAGUUAGUCAGAGAUUUUAAUAGCGAAGGAAUUACAUCCCGAGGCUGCUUGCAGAUAGAUAUAUCCAAGGCGUAUGAUAAUGUUGAUUGGCGUUUUGUGUUGGCUAUUUUGGAAGCUCUCCACCUCCCUCCAGUUUUUAUCAAGUGGAUAACACUCUGUAUUUCGACACCUUACUACUCAAUUUCCGUGAAUGGUGAGUUGGCAGGGUUUUUCCAAGGGAAGAAAGGCUUAAGACAAGGGGACCCUAUCUCAUCCUCUCUCUUUGUUCUAUCCAUGGACAUUCUCUCCAAAUUACUGGACAAGGCAGUUUCGAAUGGAUCAAUCCGUCCACAUCCGCUUUGUGAAGAUCCGCUUAUCACACAUCUCAGCUUUGCUGACGACGUGUUAAUCUUUUUUGAUGGCUCGGAGGAUUCUCUCAGGGGCAUUCUUCAGGUGCUUAAGGUUUUUGAAGGAACUUCAGGGUUAGCCUUGAGUCUUCAGAAAUCAUGCCUUUUCCUGGAUGGAAAUAACCAAGAACUUACUCUGAAUUUGGCAUCUAGUUUGGGGUUAGUUCAUGGAGCCUUACCAGUCCGGUAUUUGGGACUUCCCCUAAUGCCUCACAAAUUGAGACCGGUGGAUUAUCAGCGUCUCAUUGACAGGGUGCGGUCAAGGAUUUGUUCUUGGACAGCGAGACGUUUGUCGUUUGCAGGCAGGUUGCAAUUAAUUCAAUCAGUGAUCUAUGGUAUUAUUAGCUUCUGGUCAGCUGCAUUCCCCCUCCCAAAGAAGUGCUUACACAAGCUAGAACAGAUGUGUAACGCCUUCCUUUGGAACGGAGUUCCAGAUUCAGCCAGAGGUGCGCGAGUUUCCUGGGCUUCAGUUUGUUCUCCGAAGAGUGCAGGAGGUCUUGGUUUGCGUCGUUUGGAGGAUAUGAACCAAGUUUUUGGUUUAAAGCUAAUUUGGAUGCUUUUUGCAUCAAAUGGUUCUCUUUGGGUGGCUUGGGCCCAUAAAUAUGUCUUGAGGGGAAAGUUGUUUUGGUCUCCCUCUCUCCGAGUAAAUGGAAGCUGGAUUUGGAGAAGUCUGCUGAAGCUUCGUGAGGUUGCAAGGCCUCAUCUCUUCUGCAAAGUCAACUCAGGGAACUUGGCCCUCUUUUGGUACGACAAUUGGUCGGGUUUAGGUCCCUUGGUCGAUCUGACGGGAGCUAAUGGACCUCGGGUCACAGGAAUACAACGUUUGGCAACGGUAAGGCAGGCUUGUCACAACGAUUCUUGGGCUCUGACUGGUGGAAGACAUCCCAUCCUUAGACUGCUGAAGGAUUGCCUUCCAUCAGAUGUUCCCUCUUCUCUAAAUGAUAUUAGGGAUGUGUUUUUAUGGAAAAAUUCACCAGCUGAUCCUCCGGGCGAAUUUUCUUCUUCAAAAACGUGGGACUUCCUUCAUCCGGCAGGCCCCAAUCUUAAUUGGACCAAACAGCUUUGGUUCAAGGAAAGGAUCCCUAAAUAUGCAUUUAUUAUGUGGAUUGUCAUGAGGGAUCGACUUCUUACGCGAGAUAAACUAAGGUCAUGGGGACUAGAGGUUCCUUCAGUUUGUCUCCUCUAUAAUUCAUUCCCGGAAACGAAAGCUCAUUUGAUUAUGGAAUGCAUUUUCUCCAAAGAGGUUUGGAUGGCUUUUUUCCAGAAUAGUGGGUUUGUUAUUCCAAAUUCUAUAGAGGAGGUUCUCCAAUGGACCAUCUCGUCUUCGUCACAGUCAAAGGUAAACAUAAUUUGUAAGCUCCUGGUUCAGGCAAUUGUCUAUAGCCUUUGGAGAGAAAGAAAUGCAAGAUUGCAUACUUCUGUUGCUAGACCGGUCCAUGUUUUGGUUAAGGACAUUCAACUCCUCUUGAGAGCAAAGCUGUUUAGUCUGGAUCGGUCCAUUUCCUCUGUGAUCAUUCACACAUCUUCUCGCCCUGCUAGUCGAGAGGACUCUUUUUUGAUCAAUUGGUUCAGAUUAUUUCAAGUUUAA
Messenger RNA from Microthlaspi erraticum, 3696 nucleotides. NCBI's taxonomy places the organism in Eukaryota, Viridiplantae, Streptophyta, Magnoliopsida, Brassicales, Brassicaceae. The record is from the annotation of a GenBank genome assembly.